Molecule: messenger RNA, 1821 nt
Organism: Acanthosepion pharaonis
Lineage: Eukaryota; Metazoa; Mollusca; Cephalopoda; Sepiida; Sepiidae
Source: the annotation of a GenBank genome assembly
AUGUUGGCUUUCCUGAUCACUGUUCUCUUGGUUUUUCUUCAAGGGGCCACUGCACUCUUCGAAGAUCAGGCCGGGAAAUUUGACUGGAUGCAGAGGUAUGUAGGAAGGGUGGAUUACUUGUAUUGGGACCAGUCACAUUACAUGGGCAAGAGGCUUCUGGUUGGGACUGACAAAAAUGCUUUGGCAGCCAUCAAUGUCCACAAUGGAAGUAUUGCAUGGCGCCAAAUCCUCGAAGAAGGUGAAAAGGGUCGGAUAAAUACACUUCUUCAUCAAGGAAAUGGUUUGGUUAGUGUCUCUGGCAAUGGAAAAUUUGUCCGAAGCUGGAUUCCAAGUUCUGGAUUUCUUCAGUGGGAAACUGUUCUCAAACAUGAUCCCUCAAGUGUGGCAACUGCAGUAUUUGUUGGGAAUCGACGAGUUGAGAGCAUUGCUGUUCUCAGUGGAGAAAUCUUGUUCAAUCUGAAACCAACAGAUGGAAGUGAAAUAUUUAAGGUUCUCCUUCCUGACAGUGACACAGUAAAAUAUCGACACUUACACAGCAUUGACCGUGAAAGUUACAUUGUUGGUGUGGUUGCUGAAUCCCAUGUUGUAGUUGUUGUUGUCAAUGGUGAAGGAAAAAUCAAAACGAAGACAACUGUAAAUGCACCCUGGUUAAAGGCAGACACCAGCUGUUUGAUUACCUCUGAUAAUUUAGUCUGCCAUGAUUCGACAUCGAUGAGUAUCCAAACUCUUGUAUUGCUUGGAGGAGACACAUUCAUUCCUACUUUAUUAACAGAUGUUAGUAUUAAAGACUCUGUUAUUGCCUUGGAAAAAGCAGGCCAUGAAAUUAGCAGUGUGAAGUCUGGCAUAUUUGUGUGUCGUCUUCAGUCUGGAUUUAUUGGAUUGUUAAAAGUUGGAUCUAAUGGAUUGGUUACAACAGUGAACACAUCACCCAGACUCCUGAGUGCCCAAAUGACACGACAUGGGGACAAACAGGUGCUUUUCACCCUGGAAUCUAUAGAUACUGAGAUUGUGAAGAUGUCUGGUGUUGAUAUUUCCACUGGGUCAUCUUUGAAAGACUUGUCUCAUAAAAUCACUUACUCAAAAUCUUAUGGCCAGCCACUCCGGUGUGAUGCUCUGUUGUUCACCAAAAAGGAUGGCCACAUUGGUUACAAAGCCAUUAUCCGUUCAGAAGAUUAUACUUUGCAUUUGGUACACAAAGCAGGCCGAAUUGCAUGGCGUCGGGAAGAAGCCUUAGCCUACAUCUUGGCUGUGGAAAUGGUUGAUUUACCAGUAUCUGAAUCACAGGCCAAUUUUUGUUUCUUUUUUUUUCUUCUUGUUUCUUUUUUUUUCUUUUUUUCCUUUUUUUUCUUUUUGUUUCUUUUCUUUUUCUUUUUGUUUCUUUUCUUUUUCUUUUUGUUUCUUUUCUUUUUCUUUUUGUUUCUUUUCUUUUUUUGUUUCCCUUUUUUUCUUCUUUUUGUUUCUUUUUUUCUUUUUGGUUUCCUUUUUUUUUUCUUUUCUUUUUUUUUUUUUUCUAGUUUCCUUUUUUCUUUUCUAGUUUUUUUUCUUUUUUUUCCUUUUUUUUUUUUUCCUUUUUUUUCUUUUCCUUUUUUCUUCUUUUUUUUUUCUAGUUUCUUUUUUUUUCUUCUUCUUCUUCUAUUUCCUUUUUUUUCUUCUUCUUCUAGUUUCCUUUUUUUUCUUCUUCUUCUUCUUCUAGUUUCCUUUUUUUCUUCUUUUUGUUUCCUUUUUUUCUUCUUUUUGUUUCCUUUUUUUUCUUCUUCUAGUUUCCUUUUUUUUUUUCUUCUUCUUCUUCUAGUUUCUUUUUUUUUCUUCUUCUUCUUCUAG